AGCGCCGUGCAGCCAGCGACAACGCCAUCUGUUCUGCUCUGCUUCCGUGAAACCCGAGCCCAGUUUCAAGAUGGUGACCAAGAGGAUCCGCUCGGAGUACAUGAAGAAAUUCAAAGACCCCAAAUGGGAGACCUACACUAAGUGUUACGAGGAGAUGCUGAAGUACAGGCUGACCCGCAGACUGCUGGAGCACACACACAACCCCUGGUUCUGGGGUGGCCAGGACAGUGAUUCAGACUCCGGAGGGAGAAGCCCCAUUCCUCCCAGUAAGAACCAGGUCCGAGCUGAGACCAGUAGAGACAGGACGCAGGCUGAGCUGGAGGAGUGUGAGGGGGCGAGGGUGGAGAGAGAGCAGGAGCAGCAGAGCAGAGCCACGGGGUCUGUACCCAGGCUUCCCCUUCAACAGGAGGAGGAGGACAAUGUGUCUGCAGUCCAUGGGUCACAGCUUGAAGGUGGCAGAGACACAGGAGUACCAGAGGAGAACAGAGAGCAGCAGACCUCCAGGGAACAAGACAAAGAGAGAGACACUGCAGAACCCCGACCACAGCAGAGUAAACCCCCAAAAUCCUCAAAGCAAACAUGGCGCUCCCAGCGGGUCAAGCCUGCACCAACACGGCAGCCCAGGGACGACAGUAAGGAGAGCAGACAUCCUUUCGCUCUGUAUGGUUCAGGAGAGAAAGAUGCAGACAUGGCGAGCAGGAAGACGCACAAUGUUGGCCCUGUGGCUUCGACCACUGAGAUCCACGAGUCGGCUCUUCGUGCCAAGACCAGGCGUGAGGUGGAGCGUCAGAUCCAGGUCCAGAGAACAGAGCGACGGAGAGCCAAGUCUGCCGAUGUAAACAAGGCCAGAAAACUGGUGCAACCAGAAUUCAACCCCUGGCUCACUGAGUACAUGCGCUGCUUCUCUGCUCGCUCCCGAUAAGAAACACACGCAAACACACUCGGCAGAUAUUCUUACUCGUACAUCAGGGUGAUUCCAGACAAAAAUACAAAAUAAAGCCAUUAUUGCCUACCACCCCUUGAGCUUAAAUACCCAUAAAUGUAGAAUAGAGCAUGGGGUGGAUUGAUUCAUUAAAAGGCUUGAGAAUGUGCAUCACUCUCACAUUCAGGAUAUUAACUUACAAAACUUUGAAAUUCACUGUGUGGCUUAUUCUCCCAGAUGUGUACUAUCAUGUUUUUAUAUAGAUGUUUAAAUACAUUUUAAUAUACUGUACAAGAAGAACCAUUUUACAGGGUAUACACGACUCUUGAAAGAAAAGAUUUGAAAGUAAAUGUAUAAUUAACAGAUUCAUCUACUGUAUACUGAUAUUUUGAUUAGAAUGAAGAGUCUUAAAUGCAUUUUACAGCCAUACUUUGAUGCAGUCCCUUUAAACACAGCUAUAUAUAAUGUAUACAUUAUACAGGGAUUAAACCACAGUGGACUCACACAGAAGCACAGAUUCUGCCACAUUCCUAAAAACAGUUCUGGCAUCAAAUGUGAGAUCACAAACAUGAAGAAUGUACAUACUCUUAUUGUAUACACACAAAACCAAACACAGUCGAAUUGUUUGUAUUCCAAAAAGUUGUGCUAAGCACAGCAAGAUGGCUUAAUCAACUAAACCUUUUUUCUAACAUGUAUGCAGCUUUCGAUGUGGAUAAGCAUUUUUUUUAUUUGUGCUAAAUAUAAUGAAUUGAUUGAAUCACAGAAAUCUGUUUUAAGAGUUGUGCAGCUUUUGAUUUUCAGAUCUUUUAGCGCUGUGAUGUCGCUUGUUGUGGUGCAACUGACUUCAUUUGGAUGAAUAGUAACUCACAAUCUACUCACAGUCAAAUUCAAACUUUGCACAAUCACAGUUGUACAAUGCAGCACAUUUACUCAUUAGCAUUUUACUAUUAUACAUGUUAGUGACAGGCGAGUGUUACUGGAGGGCUCGGAUGAAUGGUCAGACACCAGCUGGUGGUUAACAGGGGUUUAUCUCAACAUCAGAGUACUUCAAGUUAAAUUAAUUAGCUGUACGUGCUGGUACCAGUAAGUCCGUCUGCAAAGCACAUCUUUCUGCAUGCACAGCUUUCUGCUCCUUGUCAUCUUCCUGCCUGGCACCUGACUCUGCCUGCUUAUGUCAGUAGUGUAUCAGACCCAGCUUCACGCUGGUACUUAAAGAGAAACAUUUCUGAUUUUUUAAAGCUGUGUUAUGGCAGUGCGUGACGGUGAAUGGUGUUGGAAGACUAAACUCUGUUCAUUUAUUGCAGCCCGCCAGCUGAUUACAGCUGAUCUGCUUACAUACCCCCACCGCUGAACUGAGGCUGAGGUAACAUGUGGCUGACAGCCAACUGCCUCCCUACCUUGAGGAGGUUUAGAUGGUAACCGAGUAAUUUAGUGAUGGAAGUAGAGAACAAUACGCGUACUUAAUGUUCUGGUGCAAAUAUCACAGCUGAGCUCUUCUAUUUUAUGGGUACUGCCAGUGUUCCUCCAAGGUCCAGUACAUAUUGAGACUAUUUUUUACUAGCACUAAGACCCCUUGUUGUGUUGUGCCAAACAACAACUCUAAAGGGAAAAACCUCAUGGAGAUCAAAGGAACCUCCCACACCGCCAACAACAGGGGACCCAGCCAUUUUUCCCAAUUUUGACUAUCCUUAGGCACAAAUGUCCAAAUCGCACGUUAUUAAGACACGUCAUUCAUAGUACUCAGAGCUGCGUCGACUUUCCUGUGAGCAUCCGCUCUCCACCCGCAGCUGAUACCCAACCACGCCCACACUGCCACAGUGUCAGUAACCUGAAAUAGUUUUAUAACAACAUUUGUAUUUGUUCUUUGGUUGUGUUAAUGGGUGUGUACGGUUAUAAACUGACCUGGUGCUGUUGCAGUAUGAAAAUAGAUGCGUGCAACUUUCAAAGCCAUUGGAUGAUGGUGAAUAGCGUGUUUCUGUGGUACUUGGGAUACUGCAGUGUGUCUAUUAUACAGUCACUGGUCAUGGGACUCUUUCAACCAGUAAAAUGUAAAACAACCUACUGCUUAUUUAGUUUUGUUUCAAAGUAUAACAAUCAAAUGUUGAGGCCAAAUUUCUUUAUCAUUACUGUUACUAAAUAUGCUUUAGAAUCAAAAGUAGAGACAUUACAACAAAGGACAUUUAGCUAAUGUCUAAAAACACAAGUACAUAGAGCUGAUUUACUGCUUACUGCUUAAAGCCGCAUACGCUCUAAAGCUGGACCAAAUCAAGCAGCACUUUGAUAAUCUGUUGUGUGAAAUAUUAUUUGUACAGAAUACCUUGCUACCUUUUAAGGUUUCCAUGUAAGUUGUUCAUUUUUUUGAAUCUCUGUAUAUAAGUUUGUACGUGAGUAUUUGUAUGUUUAAAACAUCAGAUAGUUAUUUGUACUUAGAAAAGAAGACAAAAAUAGACUUUGAAUCCUUCAAAACCACAAGAAAUCAGAUCCCAGUAUCCAUGACAAAAUCAGCUCUGUGCCAUUAAAAACUGGAGAAAUGUCCUUUUCUCCUUUGCAAACUUAAGUUAUUGAUGUUAUUGUUGUGAAUAUUGGGCAGAAAAAAGGGGAGGCCUGCGCUUUACAUGUGGACAUUUCACAUUUUCUCUAAAUCUUUAUUUUGUUCUUGAAAGUCUGAGUUCAGUAUUACAUUACUUGCAAUUUAUUUAGUGUUUCAGUGUUUUUAAGUUGAAUUAUAAUAAAGGUCAGACAAACAAUGUGAAAUUUUGUGCAAUACUUAAAUAAUUAAAUUUGAGCCAGUUUGGGUGUUUUAGAUUUGAUGAAACUUGACAGUCCAACAUGAACAUGAUAGGUUAUUCCUAUUAUUAUUAAAUUAUUAAUUUAUGUCUUUCUUCAUUUGUCACUGAGACCAAAAUUUAUAGGUAAGAUCCUCUUGAUACAGUACUUUGACACAUGGUUUUCUGGGUUUAAUAGUUUAUGUAUAGCAGUGAAUAUUCCUUUACAAAAGGACAGUGUCACCUCACAUAAUCAUUCCACUCAAGAAAUUAAAUCAGUCAUGAUGAAAAAGAAAUAGAGAUUAUGACCAAUUAGCAACAGGAAAAGUGAAGUUCUAACCACUGGCAAACUCCACAGUGGAGAUUCAGAAGUGCAAAAUAUCCAAUACAAUUUCAUUAAUAUAAUUGUAGGAUGACACAAGGGUUGAAAUUACAAAAUACUGUAAAAUUUCAUGAUAUUUUAUUAUGUUUACAUUUUAGGCUUUUACCUUACGGUGUACAUAUUUUAUAUGGUUCAGAGGAAAUGACUGUUGAGGUUAAAUGGUGUUCGUGCAAAGCUUUUAAUAAAUCACUUUUCCACCCGUC
This is a messenger RNA of Plectropomus leopardus (leopard coralgrouper), 4272 nucleotides long. It is a transcript of the gene ccsapb, whose product is annotated as centriole, cilia and spindle-associated protein b. Gene Ontology annotation, cellular component: cytoskeleton; centriole; ciliary transition zone. Gene Ontology annotation, molecular function: microtubule binding. Lineage: Eukaryota; Metazoa; Chordata; Actinopteri; Perciformes; Serranidae. Gene Ontology annotation, biological process: regulation of mitotic spindle assembly. The record is from RefSeq and is a predicted model, not a curated record.